Plasmodium malariae is the source of this 732-nucleotide messenger RNA. RefSeq names its product cochaperone prefoldin complex subunit, putative. The record is from RefSeq and is a predicted model, not a curated record. Gene Ontology annotation, cellular component: prefoldin complex; cytoplasm. The transcript is spliced from 3 exons. Gene Ontology annotation, biological process: regulation of DNA-templated transcription; protein folding. Bases 1 to 732 code for a protein of 243 amino acids. NCBI's taxonomy places the organism in Eukaryota, Apicomplexa, Aconoidasida, Haemosporida, Plasmodiidae.
AUGGCGUGCGAUUUAGAGAAAAUUGAAGACAGUGAAAGAGAAAAACCAAACGUUGUGAUUCAGUUAAAUACAUUGAGACUCGAUGAACUAAUAUCGUUAACUUUAAAACUAGAGGAGGAGUGGAAACUAAUAAAAAAGAAUUAUGCUAUAUUAGAAGGAGCUAUAUUAACGUACGAUAAGUGCAAAAAUUAUGUAGAACAAUUAAACCCAUCUAAAUACGAAGCCAAGAAUUUUAAUGCAUUUAUGAAUGAGUUAGAACGUUCAGAUUUAAUUAAAUUAUGUAAAAAAGAUCAGAAUGAUGAUAAAAGUAUCAUAAAAGAUAAAGAAGAAUCAAAUCAAAAAGAAAACAUUGAACAUUUGGAUAAUUUAAUUGAAAAGAUUGAAAUUAAUAAAAAGGAGGAGGGAAAAGACAAACAGAAACAACCCCUAGAUGUACACAUACCCUUGACAUCGUUGGUCUACAUACCCGGAAAAAUCAUGGACACGGAAAACUUUCUCGUACGUAUGGGCACAAAUUAUUUUGUCCAAAGGAAUUCGGCACAAACCAUUGAAUAUUUUAAUAAUAAAAUUAAAAAAUUAAAUGUACAGAUAAAAAAAUUAAAAGUUACCAUAAUAGAGAAAAAAAAUGAAAUAGAUUUAUGUAAGAAUUACAUUCAAAUUAAAAGACAACAACAAAUGAAUGCCUUAAAUACAAACACGCUACAAGCCACUUCACGUAAUGUUAACACGUGA